AUAUCAACACCAACAACAACUACAGGAAAGUUGGUUCCCAAGCAAUUCAAGAACUCUCUUUCUCUGAAAAGCAAUGGAAUGUUGUUCUAUCCAAAUAUCGUCGCCUUUGUCUUCCUCUGUUCUCAACCUUCAGGGCUCUUCAUCACCAUAUGAUAGAAAAUUUUCGAACAAAUCUUUGCAUCCUUGGUUACCAUCCUCUCCGCUUCCUAAACCGUUUCUUCAACUUAAUGACAGACCACAGUCGUUUGUUUCCCGAAAAAGCUUAGCUUCUCACUCUUCAAGAACAAAGAGCAGAUCCAUAUCAGCAGAAGCUGCUAAGCAGAGUUGGGACUUCGGUAGAUUUUUGAAAACUAUAUAUUUUUUCAACGGACCCCCAUCUCCUGCUAAGUUCUUUGAAUUUCUGAUUGAGAAACUAUCCAGUCCAUCACCUAGUAAACCAGAAAAGGCCAUGGAUACUUCCGGUAUUAUCCUGGUAGCUGGAGCUACUGGUGGUGUGGGUAGAAGAGUAGUUGAUAUCUUACAGAAGAAAGGAUUUCCAGUCCGAGUAUUGGUCAGAAAUGAAGAGAAGGCAAGAAGGAUGUUGGGCCCAGAUAUUGACUUGAUUGUUGGAGACAUUACUAAGGAGAGCACUCUGGUCCCUGAGUGUUUCAAAGGAGUGAGGAAAGUUAUUAAUGCCGUCUCUGUCAUUGUUGGGCCAAAGGAAGGAGACACUCCUGACAGGGCAAAAUACAGCCAAGGAAUCAAGUUCUUUGAACCGGAGAUAAAAGGUGAUUCUCCUGAAAUGGUGGAAUACAUUGGGAUGAAAAAUUUAAUCAAUGCUGUAAAAGAGAGUGUCGGACUUCGAAAGGGUAAACUACUAUUUGGAUUUGAAGAUAAUAAUUUGAGAGAACUCGCUUGGGGUGCUCUAGAUGAUGUUGUAAUGGGAGGAGUUAGUGAAAGCACAUUUCAGAUUGAUUUAACAGGCAGCGAAGUUGGUGGACCAGCUGGGGUCUUCAAAGGUGUUGUUUCCACUGCAAACAAUGGUGGCUUUACUAGUAUCAGAACAAAGAAUUUCUCAGUCCCAGAGGAUGUUUCUGCAUAUGAGGGCUUGGAGCUUCGCCUUAAAGGUGAUGGUCGCAGGUAUAAACUUAUCAUUCGCACUAGCCGCAAUUGGGACACUGUUGGUUAUACAGCAAGCUUCGACACCGUAGCAGACCAAUGGCAGUCAAUACGCUUGCCAUUUUCUUCUUUAAGGCCUAUAUUUCGAGCGCGAACUGUAUCAGAUGCCCCACCUUUUGACCCAACCAGUGUUAUAUCAUUGCAGCUCAUGUUCAGCAAGUUUGAGUAUGAUGGGAAAUUGAAUCCAACUUUUGUGGAAGGUGCAUUUCAGCUUCCAUUAUCAAGCAUUCGGACGUAUAUAAAGGAUCCUAUAUGUUCUAGGUUUGUACAUGUGAGUUCAGCAGGAGUUACGCGACCUGAAAGGCCUGGACUUGAUCUGAGUAAACAACCUCCUGCUGUCCGCUUAAACAAGGAAUUGGGUUUUAUUCUCACAUUCAAGUUGAAGGUUUAAAACUAAAACCUGCAAGCUGUUUAAUAAAGAUAUAAUUAUUUG
Molecule: messenger RNA, 1591 nt
Organism: Corylus avellana
Lineage: Eukaryota; Viridiplantae; Streptophyta; Magnoliopsida; Fagales; Betulaceae
Source: RefSeq, a predicted model, not a curated record